Morchella importuna is the source of this 429-nucleotide messenger RNA. RefSeq lists its product as uncharacterized. The transcript has a single exon. NCBI's taxonomy places the organism in Eukaryota, Fungi, Ascomycota, Pezizomycetes, Pezizales, Morchellaceae. Bases 1 to 429 code for a protein of 142 amino acids. The record is from RefSeq and is a predicted model, not a curated record.
AUGCGCCUCGACACUAUCCUACUAUUUACCUUUCCACUGAUGAGUCUUGCCCUCACCAACCCACAACGCUUCCAUCCCCGGGACGAUCUCCGCGGUGAUCCAGAAGAUACGGUCAAGUGCGAAACCAGCAAAGGCUCCCCUAUGGUUUCUGAGGUACUUAAGGCCGCCGAUGAGCUCAAAAAUAGCAAGAACUACGAUCUUAGGUGCGUGCAGGGCAACGUUUUUGCGAGUCACUGCACAGAGCUUGCAAAAUAUGGCAGUUCCAGAAUCAUGCUCUGCGGAUGGGGCGUGAGUGCCGGUUAUUAUAUCUGGUGUCGAGAGGCUGCGAUGGCUGCGAAGAGGAUCGUGGAUGACUGUAAGAACGACAACCGAGUUGGUGGGCAGUAUAGCUUUAAGCAUGCGCCUUUAAUCGUUCAGGUCAGUUAUUAG